Eriocheir sinensis (Chinese mitten crab) is the source of this 1419-nucleotide messenger RNA. RefSeq names its product AP-1 complex subunit gamma-1-like. Gene Ontology annotation, biological process: Golgi to vacuole transport; intracellular protein transport; receptor-mediated endocytosis. The record is from RefSeq and is a predicted model, not a curated record. Gene Ontology annotation, cellular component: membrane coat; AP-1 adaptor complex. Gene Ontology annotation, molecular function: clathrin-cargo adaptor activity. Lineage: Eukaryota; Metazoa; Arthropoda; Malacostraca; Decapoda; Varunidae.
AUGUCUCCGCUGGAAGAUAUUAACCUCUCAGGAGUCAAGUGUGUCCCUGUCCACGACCAGCAGCCACCCAGCCCUGAUCUUGGGAUGGUUGAGAAGGAGCCUACAGCCUUCUGCAAAACUCGACUCUCCACCCUAAAACAAAGAAAAGAGGUCAGGGCCGCAGCUGACUUAAAUUCUUCAACGCAAUUUGUACAAGGAUUGGCACUUUGCACACUGGCAAUUGCUUCCCCAGAAAUGUCGCGAGAUUUGGCAGGGGAAGUAGAAAGGCUCCUCAAGUCCUCCAAUGCAUACAUUAGGAAAAAGGCUGCUGUAUGUGCCUUGAGAAUAAUUCUGAGAGUUCCAGAGCUGAUGGAAAUGUUUCUCCCUGCCACUCGCUCCCUCCUGUCUGAGAAGAAUCAUGGUGUCCUUAUAACAGGGUCACUAAUCAUCGAGAUGUGUCGCCAGUCUCCUGACAUGCUUGCACACUUCAAGAAGAUUGUUCCCAACCUAGUUCGCAUCCUCAAAAAUCUCAUCAUGGCUGGCUACUCUCCUGAGCAUGAUGUGCAAGGCGUGUCUGAUCCUUUUUUGCAGGUGAAGAUCCUGAAACUGCUAAGAAUUCUUGGUUGUGGUGACAGUGAUGCCUCAGAAACCAUGAAUGACAUACUGGCGCAGGUAGCUACCAACACUGAAUCUUCCAAGAAUGUUGGAAAUGCCAUCCUGUAUGAGACAGUUCUCUCCAUCAUGGACAUCAAGAGUGAAAGUGGACUUAGGGUACUUGCCAUCAACAUCCUUGGUAGGUUCUUGCUUAAUGCUGACAAGAAUAUUCGUUAUGUAGCGCUCAACACUUUGCUGAGAGUUGUCCAUGCUGACAACUCUGCCGUCCAACGUCAUCGCUCUACCAUCCUUGAGUGCCUCAAGGAUGCAGACAUCUCAAUCAGGAAGCGAGCCAUGGAAUUGUGUUUCGCGCUCAUUAACGGCAACAAUAUCCGCACCAUGAUGAAAGAAUUGAUUACCUUCCUCGAGAAUGCUGAGCCUGAGUUCAAAGCAUCAUGCUCCUCUAAGUGUGUUCUAGCAGCAGAAAAGUACUCACCCAAUGUCAGGUGGCACAUAGACACUCUGCUCAGGGUGGUGGAAGCGGCUGGGAACCAUGUGCCUGAUGAUGUAGUGUCAUCCACAAUACAACUUAUAUCUGAGACACGGUCUGAGCAGGCAUAUGCUGUGGGAGAGCUGUGGCGACAUCUAUCUGUGGCACAGCUUGAGUUUCAGCCAAUGAUCCAGGUGGCUACAUGGUGUAUAGGGGAAUUUGGUGACCUGCUACUAAAUGGUCAGGCUGAUGUUACUGUAGUAGAGCCUCAACUCAUAGAAAUUUAUCAGAAAAUUUUGUGGUCAUCACAGUGCUCCAUAACAACUUCAAGGAAUAUGCCCUUACUCCCCUCAUGA